This is a messenger RNA of Cutaneotrichosporon oleaginosum, 562 nucleotides long. RefSeq lists its product as uncharacterized. NCBI's taxonomy places the organism in Eukaryota, Fungi, Basidiomycota, Tremellomycetes, Trichosporonales, Trichosporonaceae. The record is from RefSeq and is a predicted model, not a curated record.
AUGGCCUCCCCGAACAUGUACCAGGCCUCGGACGGCAAGUGGUACCCCGUCGAGCACAUGCCGCAGGGCUACGGCGGCGGACAGCAGGGCUACGGCGGCUACGGCCAGCAGCCCCAAAUGCAGUACGGCGGCCAGCAGCCCAUCUACGUCCAGCAACAGGGGCGUCCCGGCGGCGCCGGUGCCGCUGCGGGCACGGGUGCCGCAGCAGGUCUCGGAUGCUGUGCCGCACUUUGUGGUAUGCUGCUCUGUUUCGACCUCGGCGCAUGUCUCUUCUAAGACACGAACAAGAACAUCACCGCGCCUCUGGACUAGCAUAGCCUCGUAAACGAUAAUGCCCGGCCCACGAUCGAUCUGGCCCCUAGCUUGAGCCCGAACCUUCGUCCGCUAUAGAUUGGGUUGUACUUUGAGAUAUCUUUGAUGCCAUAGAUUGUUGCUAUCGGUACUGCUGAUGAUGUGGUCUGCGCUGAUUAUAUCGCGCUGGCUGACGUAGUUGACUGCGGAGUCGCGCGGAGGAUCCGUGGCGAUCACCUCAAGUGACACCCGUAGUUCAAGUGAUGCGACG